This is a messenger RNA of Chilo suppressalis (striped riceborer), 3290 nucleotides long. The record is from the annotation of a GenBank genome assembly. NCBI's taxonomy places the organism in Eukaryota, Metazoa, Arthropoda, Insecta, Lepidoptera, Crambidae.
AGUCCUUAGUUUCAGUUGGAAUUUAUCAAAAUGAGGUCUGUUCUGUUAGCUUUUGUUACCGUUGUGUUUGCAGGUAUUAGUGUGGGUGAAGACGCGAAACCAAAGAAUGCGUUAGAAGAAAAUGUACUGUUACUUUUCACAAAAUGGCGGGCUGGAGAGAGAGGACCAUUUUCAUUUCCUCUGCCGUCUUUGGAUGUAAUAUCGAUGCCGUCAACAAAUGGCGACUAUGAGGGAUACGGUGUAAGGAUUAAGUAUUCAACAAGUAACUUAUUUGUGAUUGGCUUAAAAAGAUUCUCUGUGGAGCAAAUUGAUAUUUCUGGAUCUAAACUGACAGCAUCCGGUGUAUUUAUAGUUCCCUCUAUAUCAGUUAUUUCAGAUAAAUAUAGCGUUAACGGAAGGGCUCUAUGGUUUAUACCUAUUAAAGGAUCUGGAACUAUGAAUAUCACUAUCAAGAAUAUACAACUGAAUAUUUCUAUCACAUUGAUUAACAAUAGUUCUCGUAUGUGGGUUGACUCAUCCAAUUUGUCUUUCAAAAUAAGCAGCGUAAAUGCAAACUUAGAAAACGCUCCAAAUACAAUCACUGUGUUGUUAAAUAAAUCCGGUGCGACAAUCUUAAAGAGUUAUCAUAAUGACAUCGUGAAAGCUGUGCAAAAUGUCAUGGUACCGGCCAUGGACAGUUUCCUGGACGGAAACAGGAUUGUAACGCCGGAUCAACUAUUCAGAUUGUUGGAGGAAGAGAAAACACCACCACCUACCGUAGUGCUCGUAGAAUAACACAGUUUUAGGCACAGAAGAAAUACAGAUAAAGAUUAAGAUUAGUUUAAGUAAAAAUAACUUAUUAUAGUACCUAUUUACACCUUUUAAAUCAAUUUUGUGUAUAUAUUUUAUUUCCAAAAAGAUUAAGUUAGGUAAGUAUAUUAAUAGGUCUUUACCUAUCCAACUGUCGUUUUUCAUGAUAUAAGUUAUGGCCCUUUUUUCUAUAUUUUUAAUUUUUAACAAUCAUAGUAAUUAAGUACUCAUACAAUCAAUGCAUUUUUGCCAACGUAACUGCUGAAUGGCAGACAACAAAUUAUGCAAAGGCAUUUUGAACUGCCUCUCGGUUAUUAAUUUUUUCCCCGCUAAAAAGUUUACAAAUUCUGGAAAAAGUAGAAGUAGGGACAAGGUCUGGUGAGUGCAGUGGAUGACGAUGAACUUCCAACCCUACCUUUUGUAACUUGGAAUCCAUCUGGUGUGCAGUAUGAGGUCGCGCGUUGUCGUGCAAGAGCAGCGGAACCGAACGAUUGACCAAAGCUGGUUGGAGAUUAGGACCGGCGCUAGAUCACCAAACAGUGACCAUCACUUUUUUAGGGGUCAGUAUUCGUUUGGCGUAUUGUUUAGAUACUGAACCAGGAUGUAACAAUCAACUUGCUGAGCGCUUGCGAUUGUCGAUUAGAAUCCAUUUUUCGUCGUAAGUAACAAUGCGAUUUAAUAUGUCUUCAUUUGUGUGCCUGUUGAGCAGUGCAAGGCUCGACAUGACGCGUACUUAAAUUCGUGGGGCACCCAUUUUUCAAGAUUUUUACCUUGCCAAUUUGACGCAAAUGGACCAAUAGGUAUUAUUUUGAUGCUAACAUCGAAAGCUACUGCAAAUUCAGCUGUAGAUUGAGUAUCAUCAGCUUCCACAAUCGCCUUUAAUUCGUCAUUGUCAUUUCACACUAAAGUGUUCAUCGACCACGGGGUUCUUUCCACCAGUUUUUCAAGUAUUAAACAUUUGAAAGAAGAAAUAGCAAUUAUAGUUAUGUUUUUAUUUACUUUUAAGCAUUUAACUGCUAGAUGUUUAAAUCUAAAGAAAAGUUUACUAGAAAAAAAUCCACGCGGGCCAAAUUUAAACAUCUAGCAGUUAAAUGCUUAAAAAUAAAUAAAAACAUAAUUAAUUUAUGUUGUAUACCUAAUAAUUUGUUCAGGAAUUGUAUCCUACAUUACCUAUUCUUAGUGAUCCAAGAAUCUUUAAUUUUCUUUUCGAUCUGUACCCUUAGCACGAACCAAUAUCGAAUUCGUAACGUUUGCGAGUCCGAAAUGUCAUUGUCAAAUGUGUACUGCUUUUUAGUUCUCGUUACGUUCUUUGUGGCGCUGCUGUUCAAGUUUCCAUACAAAAGGACAUUGUUCAGCGUCCAUACAUAGUUAGCCUUUUUUUUUUUUAAUACGCAGGUAAAAAAUCUAUUUACAAACGACGGCGCCUUUAAGAGGCACACCGCCGAACGGACCUCACACCUGGCUCCCGCAAGUCUUACGAACCCCCCAGUGGCUGCCCACCGAAGACCCCGCAACUCUUACGGGCGCUUUACGGUAUAAUAUCCGCUAAAAAAGUCCUGCGAAUACCCUCUAAGCUGCUUAGCGCGAAGCCGCGGGAUCCCCGUUUAGGGAUUCUCCGCGUCUCCGCACCUAGCAGCCUCCCGGCCAAGCCGGGGCUCCACGGCAGGGGUCUCCCGGGGUAUCGCGGGGACCCCGCAGACGUGCGCGGGUAGGCCCGCGCGCGGGGGCUGAGUACGCGGCCUAGUGCCCACCGUACCGCCCCCCCGUCCGCUGCGGAGGGCUACUUGGGCGUGCCCGUGUAGCUCCCUCCGCCGCCCCCCUAUUUGCAGGGCAGAACUACAAGGGGGGCUGCCGUCACGGGUAUACAUAGUUAGCCUAAGAACCAACAGUCAUGAAAUAUUAUUCUCUAGGUUCAAAAUCGUAAGUAAAUGACUGUAAAAACAAAGAUUAUUGACGGACACUUCUGAGAACUUCAAUUAUUAGGAAAACAUUUUUUUUUGAGGUUAUGUUUAAUAUUCAAUGAAACAUAGGUCAACCUAUGAAUUUAGUAUGAACUCAGUUUGAAGUGAAUUAAUAUUACAACUAAUUCAUUUUCUAUUUUAAAGAAUAACUAUUAGGAAAAUUUGUAUCAUAUUGUUUAUUGUAUUUAUUUGUAUAUCACAUGAAUAUUGUGAAAAUAUGCAGCGUGAAUGUUUAUCAGGUGUUCUUGAAUAAUUUGGCCGUAUGAUCCUCUCAGGAUGUUGUGGCACAGGUUCAUUAGCACUUGGUAAUAAGGGCUCUGCUCUUUGGUAACAUCGAUGGCAUAUUAGAUAGCUGAAAUAGUUAAAUUAAAGGAAAAACAUUCGCAAAUAAACACACACAACAGGUAAUCCGAAACGAGAAUGCACUUUCCGGUAUAAUAAACUACUCUUUGGGUGCGGCCAGAGUGCACUCAGAUUCAGAUUCUGAAAACAAGCGCGAGAAAUAAACAGUGUAGUCUAAGCAGGUUGCCUGCUUUUUCU